Messenger RNA from Spirodela intermedia, 2547 nucleotides. Lineage: Eukaryota; Viridiplantae; Streptophyta; Magnoliopsida; Alismatales; Araceae. The record is from the annotation of a GenBank genome assembly.
AUGAAGGAAGGCUGGAAGAGGAGGGGAAUGAGGCAGUACAACCGAUCGGAGAAGCCCCGCUUUCGGUGGACGGAGGAGCUCCACGACCGAUUCCUUGAAGCUAUUCGCUCUCUGGGAGGCCACGAAAGUAAGCUUCCGUGGGUGGGAGGAGAGUCUCUUCCCUCCCCUCCGCCCCCUUCCACCUCUCAUCCUAUCUAUCCAUCCAUCUAUCUGUCUAUCUAUCUCUUUAUCUCUUUAUUUAUCUAUUUAGCCGGGUUCGCAAAAGCUAUGUAAAAGCCGUAGAAGAUUGAAGGUGAAAUUUAUUACUCUAUUUAUCGACGUAUUGAUCUCAGUAAUCCGUUCUCUCUCUCUCUCUCUCUCUCUCUCUCUCUCUCUCUCUCUCUCUCUCUCUCUCUCUCUCUCUCUCUCUCUCUCUCUCUCUCUCUCUCUCUCUUUGUGAUAACACACAAUCAUGCCUCUCUCAUGUAUUUAUUGUUAUUCUUUUUAACUCAGUACAAGCCUAAUCAAUCGUGUAGGGGCCACACCAAAGCAGAUUCUCCUGCUGAUGAGAGAGAAGAGCAUGAGCAUAUCUCAUGUCAAAAGCCAUCUUCAGGUACGUGUACGAUCUAUCUAACACUCAGACGAGGACAUAAAAACUUUCUCAUUAAAAAAAGAAAAACCCUCUGAAAUGAAAUCACUAUUUACAUUAUUAGUCCAAAUCAAAAUAAAUUAACAAUGAUCAUGGUAAAGUCAUAUGAUCGAUCAUAUUUUCAUUUCUUAUAGUCUCUAAAACAAGACUACUCUUCAUAGAAACUCCAUUUCUUUCCUUUGAUUGUAUCUCAAUGAAAUAUGGUGUUUUUUAGGGUUUCAUCUUGAUGGGCUUUUGAUGUAGAAGCUCGCUUGAAGCCACCCAUUAUCAGAAUCCUUCUCUGAGUUUCCCUUUCAUCCCUAGUCCAAGAGAUUAUCAAGUACAGAUGAAUGGAAGUCGUUGACUUCUCUUCCCCAAUUGAGGAAAAGACGAUCAUGAACGUUCGCAGAGAUUUUUAGAUAAGUCAACGGAUUUUCUUAAGAUGGUGUUGAUUAUUUUCCAUAAGCCGUGAUAAAAAUGUUGAUCGAUAUGACUAGAAAAUCCCACAAAGUACCCUUUCUUUCUUGCCCAGAGGAGCCAUUUCAUACGUUAUUAGUACUCCCCCCCUCCUCCUCGAGCUUCUUGCUCUUAUUCUCGUGGUUCCAUAGCUAUUUAAGGAAGUUCACGAUUAAAAGGUCUUCUGGAUUUGAAUUCAGAUGAAACUUUGAAGGAACUCAUGAGUCGUUAAAAGUCAACGGGUGGAGUUGGUUACAAGUUACUAGGAAGCCAUAUAAACGUAUACUGAGAUCAACAUUUCUCAUUUCUUUUUCAGACGUACAGAAACACGAAGAACCACGUCCAAUUUCGCUGCCGUCCGUCUGAUAGAAACAUGGGUAGCGAGAGAAAGAUCGAAUCAGAAAGAAACUCAGGCCGCGGGGUAAAAUCCCGAAGGUAAGUUGGUGUAGUCGUAAAGGGUAACCUAAUACCAUGAACAGUAGAAGGGGCUCGGCAUGAGAAUGGCUUGAACGUUUCUUCUCCAGGUUUCUUGUGGAGAAGUUUUCGAAUGAAUGGGUACCAAAGAUGGCUGAUUUUCCCAUUCUGGGUUCUUGCGGGAAGAGCACAGGAAUCAGCCAACAUAAGGUAAUCACGCUUCUCUCUCUCUCUCUCUCUCUCUCUCUCUCUCUCUCUCUCAAUAUACGUAUCCAUACGUGCAGGUCAGGGAAAUGGACUCGCUACGUGGAAGGGCUCGUGACGACGAAGAUAGUUGCCGGCUAACUUUAUCUACUUUCCUCGAUUGUCAAUCUCACGACGGAUUCGGAAGAAGAAGAGACGUAGAGAGGAUUUCAGACGGCGACACAGCUGACGAUAAUAGCACCCACGCGGAUAGAAGCGACCAAAUUAUCCUCCACGGACACCCCAUUCAAGGAUGUAUAAAUUUGGAGUUGACCAUCGCUUAAUCUCUCUCUCUCCCUCUCCCUCUCGCUCCUGUCCAUCGGUCAGAGCAUCCACCCAGGAUAUUACAAACCGGCUCGAGGCGGCGCCACCAGCCUCUGGGGGGAGGGAAGGGGAGGACCACCGCAGGUGGGUAGCCAUUUCCGGGCUUUUCUUCGGGCCCGGGUGAGCUUCACAGGGGCCAGUCCGAAGAUAACACUUCCCUCAUAAACUGGCAUCAUUCUUCGCCGAUAAUCAAUCGAGAGAUAAAAGACCCAGAAAAUAUAUUCUACACUGGGGAGAUCUCGUUGACCUUGGGAGAUCAGAUUCAGAAGGUCUUCCAAGUCAAACAAUCCAUCUGCUUAUUCCAAAAACUCCGGAGAGAAUCGAUCCAUCAGCCAGGAGAUUCCACCGUCAGAUGUUCUUGGCCCGAUCGUCUCCGGCGAAUUUGGCCCUCUUCUCCACCGCACUCGCAUAGAUCUCGUAGCUGCAGGCUGAAGCGGGGGCAGAAGAACAGCUUCAGAAAUCUUAACAACAUUAAUAGAAAAAACCUUAAGCAGAUUAUUUGA